Spathaspora passalidarum NRRL Y-27907 is the source of this 2580-nucleotide messenger RNA. RefSeq lists its product as uncharacterized. Gene Ontology annotation, molecular function: phosphatidylinositol binding. Bases 1 to 2580 code for a protein of 859 amino acids. Lineage: Eukaryota; Fungi; Ascomycota; Pichiomycetes; Serinales; Debaryomycetaceae. The record is from RefSeq and is a predicted model, not a curated record. The transcript has a single exon.
AUGACCCAACCUGCUGGCACUCGCACGUCGCUGACUCUCCCACCACUCACCUCAACUCAAGAACACUUUCUCAAGAAGUACUUGAUCGAAAUUCAGCUCAUUAAGGAAUUACACACUUUGAAUGAUCCCAAUUGUUGCCAAUUUUUGGGUCCCCCCUUUAAAGUCACUUCCAAUGUGAAAACCACCCAGCCACUCCCACUUCUUUCGUUCUACUUCCACAACUUCAUCACCACAUUCCCCUUCAUAACUAACAAUCCCCCUGAAGACCAACGUAGGUUCUGGCAAGACACGUUGCAACCCUUCAUUACCUCCUUCAACGCAAAACCCAUAAGUGAAUCACAGGACAGAGUUGAACUCACAACCAAAAGAAAACAAGUCAACGCCAAAAUACUUUCUGGCUUGCUUGUGUUUUUCAAUUCCAUGGUUACAACCAAAAAUGAAUUACUGUAUUGGCAUGACACCACCCGGUUGAAACCUGCUGAUGUGGGUAAGCUCGACGGCAUAUUGCACGCUAAUGCAAAAGACGACCACCAGAAACCAGUGGGGUUGAAUGAAUAUAAGCUGAUGAGGUUUGUCAAUGAUUUGUUUAUCAAUAUCGUGGCCGUUAGACUGGUGGGCGAAACCAAGUCUUCGACAUUCACGUGGUUGAGGUCUGACGAAGAUAAGCACAACUAUGAGUUUGUUAUUCAGGUGGUGGGACGGCUGGAGGAGAAACACAGCACAUACUUUAUUACCCGUCACUACUCCCAAUUCGCAACUUUGCAUUCACAAUUGACUAAACAAUUCCCGGGAAUUAUGAAGACCCAAACUAUCAACUUGCCAUCAAAGAUUAAACAUGAUGCCGGAACUAAUAAAUUAACAAGAGAAAAAUUGAGGCUUGCAUUGAGAGGAUACUUGCGGUCAUUGAUCACCCAGGCUGAAAUCAUCCAUUUUCCAAAGUUUAUCACGUUCAUUGCUCAUAACCGUUUUUACAAACUCUCUGAAUCUGAUCUCCAGGAUUAUAAAGAUCGUAUCCAACAUGAAUCGACCCUCAUUGACACGCAAUACGAGUUCCAACAGCAAACCACCAAAGUCAUGGUGCAGCUCACGGCCGAUUUUGAAAAUGUCAAGAAUCAACUUAUCAUGAACCCCAACGCCAUCACGGAAAUCUUUCAAGAUUUAGGCAAGACUUCUGAUAUUCACAAGUUAUCACCAGUGUUGAAGACAUUCAAUGAAUGGUGUAAAUUGCAAGUUUCCAGUACGAUUUACCAAACGUUUCUCAGCCAGGAUAAUUCUAAUGAAUGGUUUUCCAAAUGCCGAAAGUUCCACAAGUUGUUCCCAUACUCCAUUGUGUAUACCAUUUUGAAAUUCACCAACCCGGUGAAGAUCAUCACCAAGAUUGUGGAUUUACUUUUGGUAGAAUUGCCUAGUUUCUCAUGGAGCAGUGACAAGAAACAACUGCAUAAUUUAUUAUCGAUGAUAUUCAUCAUGUUGUUGGAUGAAGAUUUAAGCGAUUAUGAGAAGGAAUUGAAUCAGUUGAAGGGCCAACACUUGAACCAAAAAAAGUUUGAAUGUGUAUUAUCUCGGAUUGAUCAGUAUAAUGAGUUGACGUAUCUUGAAAUCGACCUGAUCAAACAAGAAUCGAUAGAGUUGGGACAAGAAAUAUUUGUAACAGUAUUAACAACCAAACAAAUUGAACCCGCAUUACCUGAAUCAACAGUUGAUGAAAUCCUAUCCACCCCGCAUCUCCACCUGUGUGUCAAACAAUAUUGGCAACUUGAAGUGCGUAAACGUGACAAGAACCUCUUUAAGCAACUUUGGACCGAGCCGGAACUCACCCGACUCAUUAAGGAAUUCCUUACCAUUUUCUACCAACCAUUGAUGAAGAUCUUUGCCAAGAGUGAUGUGCACCUUGUUUUUCUGUCGUUUCACAAAUUUAUGGAUGAUUUAAUGAAUUUGUUGACUACGAUAACCAACGAAGGAAUUUACUACAUGACUUCAUUUGAGAUAUACGACUCGUUGAAGUCGUUAUUAGACAACCAUGAAGAGAUACUUUGGGAAUUCAUGCACAACGUGUAUUGCAAAGACGACCAACACUUGUUUCUCAAGCUUAUUCAAUGGAUUGAGAAGUUUAUGAUUAUGAUUCGCAUGAAGUUUUCCAACCCCGAGGCAGUCACGGUAACAUUAACCAGCUCAGUUCCGAUUGAUGCUGAUUUGUUUAUGAAACAGUUGACCAGUCGAACUUCAAAAAUUGUAGAAAAAAGAAGGUUGUUUAGAGAGUAUGCGAAAAAGUCAGCUGAGGCAACCACGGCCCAGGAAAAGAUUGACGAGAAAUGGAAGGAAAUGAAUGAAGGUAUAUUCGGAACGAUAUCCAGUGAGGAGUUCGGGGUCGGUGGAGAAGAUAUCCAAGAAUUCAAUGAUUUGACAGAAUUGGAUAAUUUGAAAUUGAAAUCAGCUCCCAACGCAACUGAGCGGGAAUUGAUUAAUCGACUUGCUAACUUGGAUAAACUUGAUGAUUUUGGAACUAGUGAAGUGGACAAAUUGGAGUCGGAAUUUGAACAACAAUUGAUAUCGUUGUUCAGUAAAAUCAAUAUGGAUUAG